Effrenium voratum is the source of this 417-nucleotide messenger RNA. NCBI's taxonomy places the organism in Eukaryota, Dinophyceae, Suessiales, Symbiodiniaceae. The record is from the annotation of a GenBank genome assembly.
AUGCAGGAGUACUUCGACAACGAAGUGGCCGACAAGGAGGCCAAGGAGCGGUUCAGCUGCCAGAUCUGCCUCGAGGAGUGCCGCCUGGAAGAUGGCGUCUCGCUAGAUUGCAGCCACCUGGCGUGCCGCGAGUGCUUUUCCGGCUACCUGGAGGUAAAGGUCCGCGAGAAGUGUGUCUCGGAGCAGGAGAUGGUGUGUCCUAUGCCCAAGUGCGGGUGUCCCGUGAGCGAGUUCCAGGUCAUGGGUGUCCUGGAUGGCACACCUCUCUGGCAGCGCUUCCUCUCAACCCGCGCGGAACUUUACAGGCCAGAGGGCGCCGAUGAGCGGAAGUGCCUGUGCCCUUGCGGAGAGGUCAUCAUUGUGCUGACAGCGGCAGACCAGGGCUUCGUGAAAUGCCCCUCCUGCAAGGAGAAGGAC